Messenger RNA from Strongyloides ratti, 543 nucleotides. Its product is annotated as Nematode fatty acid retinoid binding family-containing protein. Lineage: Eukaryota; Metazoa; Nematoda; Chromadorea; Rhabditida; Strongyloididae. The transcript is spliced from 2 exons. The record is from RefSeq and is a predicted model, not a curated record. The coding region runs from base 1 to 543 and encodes 180 amino acids. Gene Ontology annotation, molecular function: lipid binding.
AUGGUUUCUAUUCGUUUACUUAUUGUUGCCGUUAUUGGUAUUGCUGUUGUAGCUGGAAAUACUCUUCCAUAUGAUCAAAUUCCUGCUCAAUUCAAAGAAUUUGUUCCUGAUGAGGUAAAAGAAUUUUACAAAGGAAUAACUCAAGAAGAUCGCGCUGUCCUUAUAGAAAUUGCCAAGAAUCACGACAAAUAUACAAAUGAAGAAGAAGCUAUUGCUGCUCUUAAGGAAAAAUCACCAGCUCUUGGAGAGAAGGCUGAAAGUCUUUACAACAUGGUCAAGGAAAAAGUUAACUCUCUUACUGAAGAACCUAAAAAAUUCGCAAAAGAAUUAAUCCAAGAGGCUCGUGCUCUUCGCCCAGUUCCAGGAGAGAAACCAGACUUGAAUAAAUUAAAGGAAUUCGGAAGUAAAUAUAUUGGAAAAUACAAAGAUCUCAGUGAUGCUGCUAAGACUGAAUUGAGACAAGUCUUCCCAAAAAUGCAUGCUCUUGCUGAAAAUGAAAAAUUCCAAAAAUUGAUCAAGGGAUUCCUUAACAUUGAAAACUAA